Molecule: messenger RNA, 1875 nt
Organism: Fraxinus pennsylvanica
Lineage: Eukaryota; Viridiplantae; Streptophyta; Magnoliopsida; Lamiales; Oleaceae
Source: the annotation of a GenBank genome assembly
AUGAUUUGGCGACCAACUAGGGGCGAUUUCUUCUUUGAUUUUCAUCCUAAUCCUCGCGAGAAAUCUCUUCUUGUUGGUGGUCAUUGUGGUGGAGGUGGCUGCUACCAACCCCCACAGUAUUGCAGGGUUCAGAUUCUGCUGCUUUUUCGUACAAGCGAGAGGAAUUUACCAUUAAUGGGCGCGAUUGAUUUUUUCUGCUUUCCUUCAUCACUUUGCAUUGAUAGAACCAGCCACAGACUUAGUUCCAGUUGUUGUUCAGUCGAAGGAAAACUAAAGAGGAGUGGAAUUACAUAUAUGGCCUCCUCCGUGCCUGUAAAAGAGGAGAGUCAACAGCAUUUGGGAUGCUCAGUUACGGGGGAUUCGUUUAUUCGGCCUCAUCUCCGCAAAUUAUCCCCCUAUCAGCCGAUUCUGCCCUUUGAGAUAUUGUCUACACGUCUUGGUAGGAAGCCUGAAGAUAUCGUAAAACUUGAUGCGAAUGAAAACCCGUACGGUCCACCACCAGAGGUUUUAGAAGCUUUGGGGUCCAUGAGAUUCCCUUAUAUUUAUCCUGACCCUGAAAGCCGUAGUUUACGAGCAGCACUUGCUGAAGAUUCAGGCAUUGAAUCUGAAUAUAUUCUUGCUGGCUGUGGUGCAGAUGAAUUGAUUGACUUGAUUAUGCGAUGCGUAUUGGAUCCUGGUGACAAAAUCGUGGACUGCCCACCAACCUUUACGAUGUAUGAGUUUGAUGCGGCUGUUAAUGCUGCACUUGUCAUCAAGGUGUCUCGGAAGUCAGACUUCAGCUUGGAUGUAGAACGGAUUGCUGAAGUUGUUGAGCAGGAGAGACCUAAGUGCAUAUUCCUAACUUCACCUAAUAAUCCAGAUGGGAGUAUAAUCAAUGAUGAAGCCCUUUUGAAAAUACUUGCUCUGCCUGUAUUGGUUGUGCUGGAUGAAGCGUACAUUGAAUUUUCUGGAAUUGAGUCUAGGAUGAGCUGGGUGAAGAAGUAUGAGAAUCUAAUAGUACUUCGGACAUUCAGCAAAAGAGCUGGUUUAGCAGGAAUUCGAGUUGGAUAUGGAGCAUUUCCAUUGAGCAUUAUUGAAUAUUUAUGGAGGGCCAAACAACCAUAUAAUGUGUCCGUUGCUGCUGAAAUUUCUGCAUGUGCAGCCUUGAAGAAUCCCAUGUAUCUAGAGAAUGUUAAAGUGGCUUUGGUGCAAGAAAGGGAUCGACUCUUUAAACUUUUGAACGAAGUACCAUUUCUCAAUCCAUAUCCAAGCUAUUCUAAUUUCAUUCUUUGUGAGGUUACAUCUGGAAUGGAUGCUAAGAAGUUGAAGGAAGACCUUGCGAAAAUGGCUGUGAUGAUUCGUCACUACAAUAAUAAAGAACUAUCUGGUUAUGUUCGGGUCUCUGUUGGGAAGCCCGAGCACACUGAUGCCUUAAUGGAGUGUUUAGCGGGAAUUCGAGUUGGAUAUGGAGCAUUUCCAUUGAGCAUUAUUGAAUAUUUAUGGAGGGCCAAACAACCAUAUAAUGUGUCCGUUGCUGCUGAAAUUUCUGCAUGUGCGGCCUUGAAGAAUCCCGUGUAUCUAGAGAAUGUUAAAGUGGCUUUGGUGCAAGAAAGGGAUCGACUCUUUAAACUUUUGAACGAAGUACCAUUUCUCAAUCCAUAUCCAAGCUAUUCUAAUUUCAUUCUUUGCGAGGUUACAUCUGGAAUGGAUGCUAAGAAGUUGAAGGAAGACCUUGCGAAAAUGGCUGUGAUGAUUCGUCACUACAAUAAUAAAGAACUAUCUGGUUAUGUUCGGUGGGUUAGAAUGAAAUUUUCUUUGCUUCAAAGGUUUAAUGCAUGUGGAAACGGCCUUGUGAUCAUGGACCUCAUUCGAUCUCAUGAAGACUACUUCAAAUAG